AUGCCGACCAACCCACAAUAUGACAUGGUCCUUUUGGGCCCCACUGGCUACACGGGCCGCUUCUGUGCUCAACACAUUGUUAAGAACCAUCCGACCAACCUGAAAUGGGCUAUCGCUGGUCGUUCUGAGAAGAAGAUGGAGCCCAUUGCCCAGGAGCUGAAGGAAUUGAAUCAGGACCGUGUCCAGCCAGAUAUCCUGGUGGUGCAGCUCAACUCGGCAGAGCUCAAUGAGCUGGCGCAAAAGACUAAGAUCAUCAUCAAUUGCGUCGGCCCCUAUCACCUGUACUCCACUCCUGUGGUGGAGGCUUGUGCUGCCAAUGGUACCCACUACCUUGAUGUGACCGGAGAGACUCCCUGGAUCAAGGAGCUCAUUGAGAAGUACCAUGAAACCGCCAAGAGCAAUGGCGCAAUUAUAAUGCCCUCAGUUGGUGUCGAAAGUGCCCCCGCCGAUAUGCUGGCCUGGGCCCUGGUCAAGCGCAUUCGUUCUGAGUACUCCUCCGGCACUCGGAGUAUCGAGAGCUGUAUCAAGGAGAUGAAGUCCUCCGGCCCCAGCGGUGGUACUCUCGCCACAGUUCUGGGAAUGUUUGACUCUCUGCCGCUCUCCCAACUUCUGAAAUCUGCCAACCCAUUCUCCCUGGCCGCUUCUGCACCACCGAAGGAUAUCCCCAGCGACACCAUUCUCCAGAAGCUUCUGGGUGUGCGCUCCAUUAGUGAUCUCGGCGCUGUGACUACUUCGCCCACUGGACUUGCCGACAUGACCAUCGUGCACCGCAGCAGCACCCUGAUGCCCGAGUUCUAUGGCAAGCGCUUCUACUUCCACCAGUUCCUCUACGUCCGGAAUACCCUUAUUGGCGCCAUGGUGCACAUUGCCUUCAUGUUCGCCUUGGCUAUGCUCAUGAUCCCACCCGUGCGCAUGGUGCUGCGCAAGUUCAUCUUCGCGCCUGGUCAAGGCCCGACCGCCGAGGCAUACCAGAAUGAUCGCCUCGAGUACCACGCCGUCGCUACUGCUGAUCAGGGCGGUCCUUCUCCUCCUCGGGUUUUUGGAACAAUCAGCUACGAAGGAAGCUUGUAUGUGCUUACUGGACUGCUGGUUUCUGAGGCCGCCAUGGUCAUUCUGCAGGAAGAGGAGAAGGUCAAGAAGACCUCGCGCUGUGGUAUCGUCACCUCUGCUACUUUGGGCCAGGACUAUGUUGAUCGCCUGGAUGCCACUGGUGUGAAGAUUCAAACCCGGGUGUUCCAGUACUAA
Molecule: messenger RNA, 1245 nt
Organism: Penicillium maclennaniae
Lineage: Eukaryota; Fungi; Ascomycota; Eurotiomycetes; Eurotiales; Aspergillaceae
Product: saccharopine dehydrogenase family protein
Exons: 4
Coding region: 1-1245 (414 amino acids)
Biological process (GO): glycolipid biosynthetic process
Cellular component (GO): lipid droplet; mitochondrion; plasma membrane
Source: RefSeq, a predicted model, not a curated record